Heterocephalus glaber (naked mole-rat) is the source of this 11157-nucleotide messenger RNA. RefSeq names its product vesicle transport through interaction with t-SNAREs 1B (gene Vti1b). Gene Ontology annotation, biological process: intracellular protein transport; macroautophagy; retrograde transport, endosome to Golgi. Gene Ontology annotation, molecular function: SNAP receptor activity; SNARE binding. The record is from RefSeq and is a predicted model, not a curated record. Lineage: Eukaryota; Metazoa; Chordata; Mammalia; Rodentia; Bathyergidae. Gene Ontology annotation, cellular component: ER to Golgi transport vesicle membrane; endoplasmic reticulum membrane; SNARE complex.
AUGGCCGCCUCCGCCGCCUCCUCGGAGCAUUUUGAGAAGCUGCACGAGAUCUUCCGCGGCCUCCAUGAAGACCUACUGGGGGUGCCCGAGCGGCUGCUGGGGACCGCCGGGACCGAGGAGAAGAAGAAGUUGAUCAGAGAUUUUGGUGAAAAGCAGCAGGAAGCAAAUGAAACGCUGGCAGAGAUGGAGGAGGAACUACGGUAUGCACCCCUGUCUUUCCGUAACCCCAUGAUGUCUAAGCUGCGAAACUACCGGAAGGACCUUGCCAAACUGCAUCGGGAGGUGAGAGCCACACCUUUGACAGCCAUACCUGGGGGCCGAGGAGACAUGAAGUAUGACACAUAUGUUGUGGAGAAUGAGCAUAUGAAUCGGCUACAGUCUCAGAGGGCACUGCUUCUGCAAGGCACUGAAAGCCUCAACAGGACCACCCAGAGUAUUGAGCGGUCUCAUCGGAUUGCCACAGAGACUGACCAGAUUGGCUCAGAAAUUAUAGAAGAGCUGGGGGAACAGCGAGACCAGCUGGAACGCACCAAGAGCAGACUGGUAAACACAAGUGAAAACUUGAGCAAAAGUCGAAAGAUUCUCCGUUCAAUGUCCAGAAAAGUGACAACCAACAAGCUGCUGCUUUCCAUUGUCAUCUUACUGGAGCUCGUCAUCCUGGGAGGCCUGGUUUAUUACAAGUUCUUUCGCAAGCAUUGAACUUCCUCUAGGAAGGGCUUUGUGGACCAGAACCUUGACCCUGUGGAUGAAUGGUGUUAGGGAGGAUGUGGAACAAGCAUGUUGCUGCUGUGGGCUGACAGUUCAAGGAUGCACUGUGUAGCCAGACUUGGGAAGAGGGGGGCCAAACAGAACCGUGUAAAUGUGAAGGAAGAACGACAAGACCAGUAUGAUAUACCAAGAGAUUUGUUAAAGACAUGGAUUAAGACCGUCAUGAAUUUAAAUUGUGUGGUUUUGAGCUUUUUUCUUGAACUCAAAUUCAAUCCAAAGCCAAAGUUUUAAGGAAUGUAAAGAUUUGAGAAGCACUUACUGGAACUUAAAUCCACAAGGCCACUCAAAGGAUGACCACCAAAAGGAGUACUGGAAGCAAAACAGAAAACCUUAUCCCAGUGGUGGUGAACCUGUGGCAUACAUGCCACAGUGGGCUGGUUGUAUCAUUGAAAGCUCUAAAAUGUUCACCACCACUGCCUUAUCCUAUUCUCAGUUAAAGAUAAGAUACACCUGCAGCCAGAAUUCUGAAUGUAUCUUUUGGCUACUGUACUUUAAAAAAUUCUAACAGGCCCCAAAUCAGGGAAGAUCCAAACAACUAAGAAUAAAGAGAAGAGGGAAUACAGGUAGAAGAAUAUGACAAGGGCCAAAGACAUUGGGAACCAAGAAAAAAAUAACCAAAUAAAAGUCUGUGGAAAAUUUUUUUUAUUUAGGGGAUGCUGGAAUUUAAACCCAGGGGCUCAUCCAUGCUAGGCAAGUGUUCUACUACUGAGCUACACCCUCCAGCCUCUAAAAGUCUUUUUUAAAGAAGGUCAGAUGAUGUCACCAAGUCUCAAAAUAUGGGGAGGACACUUUAGACUUAAGAGAAAUUAUGCUUUGACUAAUUUCCAAGUCAUUUAAUUCCAGGUCUUCCCUCUGUUGGUAACACAGUCCUGAACUGGACAGAUUGAGAAUGGUAGUGCCUAUUCUAGGGUGUUUCUACUUCCAUGUUUAUUUCAGCAACUUCUUAAACCACAUCAAGCAUUAAUUCUUACUAGAUGUAAGACACUAGAUCAGAUGUGUCUGGUCCUCAGUCCAUGAGUGGCCCUGAACAGCUUGUAAUGCAGUUCCAGAGGGUGAUAAGCUUUCAAUAUUAUUAUAUUAACAAUAUUUUUCAUAACUUGAUUGCAUGUUGCUUGAACAUGGACUGUAUAUUCGACAGUGGAACGUUGUGUAGGGGAGGGCACAGUGCAGUGGUAACUCUGCCUCCUAUACCCAUCACACAGGCAGAUAGAAACCCAUGUGUAGCAGAUGUUACAUGCAUUUGUGCAACUUGGCAAGCCAAACACAGCAACUACUAGUAAUAGUAUUUUAACCCACCUACAUGUGUGCCUGUGAAAACAGGCAUUUAUUGUUAUUAAGCAGAAAUGUAAGUGUUCUUUUUUUUUUUUGGUACUGGGGAUUGAACUCGGGACCUUGUGCUUGCGAGGCAGGUGGCGGAACCACUGAGCUAAAUCCCCAGCCUGUAAGUGUUCUUAAUAAUUAUCAAACUUGGGCUUGGUGUGUUAUUUCACAAAAUUGUUUUAACUUUGUUAUUUAUGUAUAUUAACUUAUAUAUUUUAUAUGUGGCCCAAGACAAUUCCUCUUCGCUCACUGUGGCCCAGGCAAGCCAAAAGGUUGGACAACUGUGCACUAUAGGUGCCUAGUAAUGUUAGGUGGACAAAAGCUUUAUAAUCUAAGUAAUAAUAGUGUUAAUAUUAACUAAUACAAAACUUCUUGCUAAAGAUUUCAAGUCAUUAAACUUCUUGCCAGGUACUUUUAACUCAUAAGCAAUCAUGUGACUAAUAAAUACAGAGAAAUUAAAGUUCCAGUGGAUAAGUGACAGCUUGGAGAACAUUCAAGUCCAAUCACAGAAACCAGGAUGUGGACUCAGAUAAGCGUAACAGAAAACAGUGCCCUGCUCACUUGUAUUUACUAAUCAGGAGGGAAAAAAAGCUGCACAAGCCUUAGAAUUUGGAAAUCUUAACAGCAGUCCUCUCCAGUUUUACGGCAUGCUCUCCAAGGAAGAGAGACUAAAUUUCAUAGAAAGAUUUUGGUCAUUGAAUGUGUAACUCUACUGUGAGGUGAUUUACCAGAUGCACAGCCUGGAUGCUAGACUCCCCCGAUUACCCAACUACUCAGAUUCCUUCUCACCAGACAGCCUUCUGGUUACUCUGUUUCCCAAAUGCGUCACAUACUAACAGGGAAUUCCAGACUGUACUGGCAGGACUGUCACUCAGCAUAAUCCUGCAUGGACAUUCUGGUUUAUGCAGCAUGGUCAGCAUGAGUGUCUCAGUGUGAAAGCCUGAAGAGCUCCUGUACACAGCAAGUCUUGUGUUUCUGGAUCCAAAAAGCUCAAAGCCAAACCCUGAAGGAAUUAAGACCUUGAGAGGCCCCACCUGAAUGGCCUACCCUAAGACUCCCAAUUCUGCCCUGCUCUUUCCAUAUGUAAGUGCCAGGUAAGGACUAGGGACAGUCAGUACUACAGGAGUCAGGGGAAGCACAUUGAGGACUGAGGCAGUCAAGGAAGGACCCCUAUAAGUGAAGUCUGCACCAGCACUCUUCUGUCUUUUCCCCCCUUCCCUUACUGGCCACGGAAAUUCUUUGUCAAAAUGAAUAAGAAAGUGUAUAAUGGUAGAGUGCCCCACUGUACUCCUCAGGCCCAAACACCAUAUUUUUACAUCUUUUACACAGAAACGUAGCACAUGAUAGUCUUUUAAAUAAGAUUAUUAGGGAGCUGGGGGGAUACAGCUCAGUAGUAGAGCACAUGCCUAGUAUGUGUGAGCCCCUGGAUUUAAUCCCUAAUACUGAAAAAAAAAGUUUAAAGAAAUUAUUAGGUAAAGUAGGCUGAAUUGAUGUUACAUUGCCCCCCCCAAUAACAAUGGCCCAAAUACAGUCGAGUUGUUUCUUGCUCGUUCCACGUCAGCAGGUGGCUUUCUGUGUCUGAUUCAGAGACCUGGCUUGUGGCUCUACCUUACCUAGGGCUUUGCCAUCUAUAUGGCUAAAGCUAGCCCCCACCCCCCAAGUUUAAGGCAGCAGGAGGGAAAAAAGCACUGAGAAGGCAGACCAGCUCUGUAAAGGCCCUGGCUUAGAAGUGGCGUAUCACUCUUGCCCAGGUGGCACUGACCAAUAAAUGCAGGUCUAGCUUGCAUCCAGAAAAUGAACAUGGAUUAUGGUGGACAACUAAUAAUCUCUGCCACAAUGAAUCACUUUUUUAAAAAAUUCUACUGCCAUAACCUUUAAGUGAUUAAGAACUCAAAAUACUAAAGCUUAUUUUGCUCUAUGAUUCCCAAUUUAUAUUGUUUUCAGUUAUUCUAGUUCAUUGAGUUGAAUCAGCAAAUAUACCAUCCUGAGGUAGCCUCUUGAAAGCUCUCUCCUCUAAUGCCCACUGUACAAAGAAAAUAAAGAUACCCAAAGGACUAGGACAGUAGAACCCAGAAUUGGUUUCUAAAGGGUGAACAAGGGCCAGAAAUCAGAAAUAAACAUGCCAUUGACAACAACUGACCAGUGUAAUAACUAUAAGAAAUCUGAAUACUGGAGCAAUGUGAUACAAGGUAGCAGAGAACAUGAAUUGUAACCUACAGGAGCAGAGAUUGAUAGGAACUUAAAUUUUUUGUAAGAACAAAAUAAACUGAGUUAAUAUUAAAGCUAUCAGAGUGCUGUGGCAUAUUGUAGUUCAUUUGGCAUAAGGAAUGUUCUCAUUAUUUUUUAAAGAAUCUUACAGUAAUAGUGAUACUAUUAAUAUAGCAGUAAUUACUAGUAAUAGAGCAGAGCCAGACCUGGUGGUCUACACCUGUAAUCCCAGUUCUUAGGCUGAAGCAGAAGCACAAGUUUAGGCCAUCCUAGGCUGCAUAGCAAGUUCAAGGCCAAUUUAUACUAUAUAGGAAGAACCUAUCAGAGAGGGAGAGAGGAGCAAACAUUCUAAUACUGAAGGGACAACUCAUCUGCAAGUCUAGUCAGGUAAGACUUAAGUGUUUCAUUGCUACUCUUUUUUUCUAAGAGGGCAUUGUAGGACAAGAUGAGCCCAAAACUUCAAGGAAGCUCUCAUUUCAAACAUUUGGAACCAAUGUGAAAGGGCUCUCCCUUUUCACUUGCUCUUUAUACACUGGACAGCCUCUUUGCUUUUCUCAAGUGCUGGUAAUAAAAUAUCAUGGAUUCUACUCUGAUCUUUUGGGCCCAGAUGUUACUUUUGGCCUUGAUAAGCCUCUUCAGGGUGUGUUAGAGUGGAAAAAGAACACAAACACAUCCACAGGAUGAUGCAACCAGCAGCGAGGCAAGUCAUAACAGCCUUACCUGAUCCUCAGCAAUAUCUAUGGCCAGCACAUCUAUUUUCAGACUAGUGAGUGAACCCUCAAGGGAAGCCAGUGACAGGAAAGAAGGAAGUAGAACCCUAUUGUCAACUUCCACUCAUACCACACUAGGCUUUACAGAGGUCUGCUAAUCUCCAUCCUCUGCAGGUAUGGAUAAUCACACAUUGCAGGGGAAGAAACGGAGUAAGGCUGAAUAGUUUCAACUGUUCAGAGCAAGCCAGGUUGUAGGCUUACAUAAGACAACGUUACAAGUGAGGUAUUUUUUUUAAAAAUAGCAUAAAGAUCUAUUCUCCUUAUGGAGAAUUCAUGUGCUACCACAGCUCCCUGCAAGUCAAGAGGGAUGGGCUAAGUGGAAUGACACAGGAAAGUCCACCAAGCCAUAUAUGCCCAUUGGCAGGACAGAAAGAAAAGCUGGAGGCCUCUUAGUGUGCAGGUUUUUCACACUGGCCCUAAAUAGAAUGGAAAUGUUUAUGACUUGUCAGGACCACAAGUCAGUAAAACCUAGAGAAAACCAAAUACUCUUAACUGCAUUUGGUGCUCAGAGGAUAGGAAGUUACAAACACAAAUACUCAACGUGAGAGAUUGAGCCCCAGACAAAAGGAAUUCCAGGUAUUUUAAAGAGAUGUGCCUGCUAAGUCUUAGACCUCAACUGUACCUAGGCCAGUUUAUUAAAAACAAAGUUGCAAGGUGGGGUGUGGUGGCACAUAUCUAAUCCCAGAGCUUGAGAGGCUGAGGUAGGAGGGUAACCAUGAAUUCAAGGCCAGCCUGAACUACAUAGUGAGUCCCUGUCUCAAGAAACAAAAACAAAAAUCUACAAAGUUGCAGUGUUACUGAAGGUCUAAACUUGAAUUUUUUAAUUGCCAGGGUUAAUUCAGAUGAGUUGGAAUAAGCAGAAUCUCACUUAGCCCUUAAAGUGUCAUUUGAGUAAUCCUUUGAAGAGACAGCAAACUAAUUUACCACCUAUAAAAGACAGAGAUCUGAGUUUCAUCUAAUACAUUUAGCUCCCAGAGGCUGUACACUCUCAAGAGCCAUGUGUUUUCGGAUAUCUAAAUGUCAGCUCUUUGCUCCAAAAUAAAUUAGAGACAUUAGGACAAAAAAGUAUACCGUCCAGCCAGGUGACUGAGCUGAGGCAAAAGGAUAGCAAGUUCAAGGGAAGCCUGGGCAACUUACAGCAAGACCUUGUCUCAAAAGAAAAUACAAAAGGGCUUGGGGGAGCGGGGAGAUAGCUCAGUGGUAGAGUACUGGCCUAGCAUGUACCAGGCCUUAAGUUCAAUCCCUAAUAGAAAGGGAUGGAAAGAAUAUCACACAGGUAGACAUCUGUUCUGGUUUACUUCCAUCAUAGUUCCAGAGACUACACAACCAGCCUUCCACCCCAUCUCUUUCCUCCCCAUCUGCUCUUCUGUUGCCUCAGAACCAGGCAAGUAUUCUCCAAGGGAGAGAAGACCAUGAAUUGGGGGGGGGGGGGGGGGCCCUGCUGCUGCAGGCUCCAGGAUGGAAGGUGAUCCUGGGAAUCCAGGCCUGUGGCUUCAGUCCUGUGCAUCUACGAUAAACCAGGGUAGCCUCAGGAUCAAAUGAUAUAAACACUGUAUUAACAGAUGCCUUUGUAUGAACAGGAUCCUUGGCUAAAAACACCUAAAUAUAAAACACAUUCGAAAAGUUAGCUUAAUGCUUGCCUAGCAUACAUGAGAUUGUGGGUUCGUUCUCUAGCACUGCAAAAAGGAAAAAAAAAAAAGCUCAAGACAGUAACAGAUACUACACAGCUAUAUGCUUAUGUGUCUCUGGCUAAUUGCUUCUCUGGUUACAUCUGCCCUUCUCUAAGGAGAACAGAUGGCAUUAGGCCUAAUAACAUGCCCCUCUGAACAAAUUCAUGUCCACCCUCUGAUCACCUCUGGAUCCCCAGGGACAGCCAGCUCAGGCUUUUCCCACAGGCUUAGCUGAUCAAACCCCAGCAGCCUGGUUUCACUGAGGGCAGAGGUGGAGGUCAAAGUGGCUCUGGCUUUGUAAGUCACGUGACCACUUUCCCUCAUUCAGAGUAAGACUGCUGGGCUUCUCAGAAAACAAAAGAUCUGCUAUUGUUAACAUAUUGACAACACUUGACUUUUUCCAGUAUCUAGAGGAAGAGACAGCAAAAAUCCUUGGGGAUAAAAAGUACACUCUCUACAGCUUGUGAUUCAUAAAAAUUCUUAUGCUUGAUCUUGUUCCAAAAAGGGCUUAAAGGGAGACAAAUCAGGCAUAUGACUACAGCUUUUCGAGUUAGCAACCCUAAUGUGUAUCUCCAUGUCCCAGAGCCCAGGCCAGUGUCCUGAUGUGUCUGCCCAGAAACCUCAAACUAGACAGACUACAUUCCAUGCCACUCUGGGCAGAAAGCAGAGUCCACACCUAUGGCCUCAGCCAAGGGCUACACUGGGUGCAGCAGAAAGAAUCCCUGUCCUUUCACUUCCUAGAAGAGUCAAGAUUUCUAACCAAGUUCAGUUUUUAAACAUGUUUUACAGUACAUAAUCAUUUAAAUGAAUAACGAGGGUUAAUGAGAUAAGGAAGAAACCUGUGCAUAGCGGUCACAGGUUACAACUAGAAGAGGCAUUGUGGUUUUUCUCCCCACUCUUUCUUUUCCUCAAAACAGAUGUGGUGACCUAGCACGUUCCCAAACCCAUUUGUAACAUGACCGCAUCAUUUUGUUAAGUUUUUGUGAAGAACAACACAGGCCUACUAGUUUCUCACUGAAAUGGCUCCUUGAAAGUCCAGCUUUCUACAUUCCCCAUGAAAAACUACAGAGGGAAGAAAAUCCUUGGGACACCAAUUCUCCGAAAGCCCUAACCACAAUGCCACACCCUGCUGUGACAUUGCUUGGGUCACACAGGAAAGUUUCCUAUUUCUUCAGCUAUUCAGUUUGUUCUCUUUCGCAGUGGGAGAGGAAGCCAAAAGACAGCAUCAUCUCUUCAAAUCCAAGUGCUGUUAUUGUAGACAGCUAAGUUAAGUUAGAAAUAUUAUAGGCAAUCAGACAGUCCUGGGCCCUCAAGCCAGUGCAGGAGACAACUGUGGCUUCAGGUGCAUUCAUUUGAAGGCCAGGCUUCAAGACAGAAUUAACUGCAACCACAUACUUCCCCAAAGGAUGUGCAGCAGUGACUGAUAUUCUAAAUAGAUAUCAGUCACUUGGGUGCAGGACCAAAACCUUAACCCAUCCUUUCCAGGAAAGGUCCCUGACCCAUUCCUUCCAUUUGAUCGCAUUUAAUCAAUAUUACCUAAGUGACUAUACACAUAGUUUUAUUGGUUGACCACAGUUUUGUCCCACUUUGUACCUACCUUGUGAUUUUUCCACUGGAUCAAUAUUACCUAAGGGACUUUACUUGUAAUCUUAUUAGUUGACUAUAGUUUGUCCCACCUCACCUUGUGGCUUUGCUCUAUUAAACUCCCUUGAGAAGUGGGGUCCGGGGGCAACCCACUUUCUGGUCCUCUUCUGUCUCAGACAGAAGCUGUCUUUCUCUAAUAAAUUCUUCCUAGUCUUAAACUCUAUUGUUUCUAGAAUUCAUUCAAUUUUAGAGAACACAAACUCCACGUCAGACAUCUAGCGGGUCGGGAAUUAUAAUACUUCCCUUAUAUUAUUUGGAGGUCCAUAUAUCAUAUGCCCUAUAUCAUCACACCUAAUUUAUACACCCUGAGUAUCAGAAGUUUGGUAAUUAAUAAAGUUAAUUAAAAGGUUAAAUUAUUUAAGCCAGCCAUUGCAGUCCUUUUGGUGCUGCCUCUAAACUGCUAUUUUGGAUAAUAAAGGAAUAAAGCCCUUCUGCCUACUGUAGGUCAGAGCCUCCUGGCUGCCUGCAAGGUCCUUUGUACUAGUUCUCCUCUACAUGGUUUGUGAAAACCAUUGUUUAGCGUCCUUCAAGCAGAGAAAGCCCGAGUCUUCUCUCACAGAGCCUGGAUCAGCAGAAGGUGGUUUCAAAUCUCCACUAUGUUCUGUGCUCACAGAUGGUCAUCUGUCUGCUGCCUAAUAUGGAAAAAUCACAAGGGAGAAGGCUGGGUAGUAUUAUGGUUGAACUCCUCCUAACUUAAAACUUAGAUGCCCAUGAGAGAGUGUGCAGAGGUAAUGGGAACAGAAGAAACCAUCAGCUGAGCUGGGGUGCUGAAAGUCUGGCAACAGUGGUUACAACAUCUUCCUAACAAGUAAACAGGUUUCAUGUAAUAUAGGAGAAACUCUGCCAGUUUAAGCAAUUCUCAUAUAUAAUAAUAGAAACAAAGGAGUCCUACAUUGAUGCUCAAAACUUCAAGCUUAAGCAAUUUCAAAACAACUCAGUGUUCAGAAGAAAGGAUCUUAAGUGACUCUGCUCAUCCAUUCCUUUGGCCUCCAUUCGCUGAACACUGGACAGAGUUCCUGUGCUGCAUGCCUGCAACAUACAGCAAGAGAAGGUCCUUGGCCCCAAAAGGCUCACCAUCCAGAACAACCUUUUGAGGUCAGAAACCCCUUAGGAAAUUUGAUGAUAGUUGCAAACUCCUAGAAAAAUGCACACAGAAUACUGCAGACAAUUUCAGGGAAUCAUAGGUUCCCCUGAGGGAAAUCAUCCAUGGAUUCAAAUGACUUUACCCUUGAUCAACUGAGAGAGGCAACUGUGUGCUGAUAAUACCCAGUUCCAAAACCCUGCUAGUUUGUUUCAUCACUAUUUUGGAUUAUGAUUUAAUACCUUUCAAGAUUCUAUGAGGUGAAUGGACCCUAAAUCCCCAAGGACACACAUAGAGCCCAGAGUCUUAAAUGUGGUUCUGCCCCCCCUGGCCCCACUUCGCCCUGUGACAUUUAGGAGAAGCCACUGCUAUUCUUUUCUUUUUUGAGAGAAAGUGGAGUUAAAAGGAAUACAGUACCACUGCACUUCCUCACCUGCAGGACAUCCAAAUUUAACGUUGAGUAGCCAAGAUUACACUCCAUUAACUUCUUAUGGGGUUAUCUGUGUAAAUUCAUCUCUCAGGGCUGGCCUGGGGUAGAUCAGUGCAGCCAACACAUUCCAUGUGCUGGAAAGCAGAGAUUCUUUUAAGGAAAAGUGUUGAGCCUGGUUUCUGAGACCCUUAGCACCUCAGCCUUGGCACAACUCCCUGAGGGAGGGCUUCUUUGUGAAGGCCCACUCUUCCAAGGUAGGUUUGUCAAGGAUUUUUCAGGGAAAACCAAUAGAACAAAGCACCUCAGACAGAGGAGAAAAAAGGGGAAGCCUCACACAUAGACGUCUCUGGCACAGACCUAGGCAGUCUCCAUAUCCUGUGGAUGAGGUAUUGGUUCUGUAUAAAAAACAAGCAUGAAAUUAAAACAAUUCUUUCCAAGGCUGAGCAGUCAAGCUGAAGCCACCUGUUCUAGUGAGAACAGGUGCUCAGUUCCUCCCCUGUACCUAGACAGCUGCUGGCCUACCAGCUAGUUCUGCACUUCUGCAGCCAGCAAACCAGGACACCUGUUGGCAGCAGUUUCAGAGGUUUGCUCUCCUUUUACUGCCUUCAGCAUGUACAAGCCGGGCAUGGGGCCUCCAGGUCUGGAGGACCUCGAUUUUCCCUUUGUGUUAAUUUACUUUUUCAUUUCUAAGUUGAUAGUUAAUUGUACACAUAUAUGGAGUGCAAUGUGAAGUAUCAAUACAUGUAUACUUUCUGUAAUUACCAUGUCUAUCACCUCAAAUAUUUCUUUGUAUUGAAACAAUCUAAAACAAGAAAAAAAAAUAAAAUAAAGCAAUAAAGCAGCACCUGUCCAACCAGAAGUCAGCCUUACUCAAAGAAAACCAUCAUCAUUAUCUACUCACAUCCUGAACCAUUGGACGUGGGUGUGCAUACCUGUAAUCCCAGCACUCAGGAGACUGAGGCAGGAGGAUCGCCUCGAGUUCGAGGCCAGCCUGGGCUACACAGUCCCUGUCUCAAAAAAAAUUUCAACCAGGUAUGGUGUCACACACCUCUAAUCCCAGCCACUCAGGAGGCUGCAGCCUUUAAGCAAAGUCUGAGAAAAGGGAAAGGCAGGGAAAGUGGCAGUUUGGGCCAGGUGUCAAAGCUGCUAUGGCACAGCUUUGCACAGGAUGGAAGAGGGCAGAGACGAGUGGAGAACCUAUGGGCCAGGAGGACAUCUCAAAAGAGGCAGUAUCUGAGCCUUGAAGGUGUUGGCCAGGAAUAAAAA